Molecule: messenger RNA, 825 nt
Organism: Archocentrus centrarchus (flier cichlid)
Lineage: Eukaryota; Metazoa; Chordata; Actinopteri; Cichliformes; Cichlidae
Exons: 4
Coding region: 1-825 (274 amino acids)
Biological process (GO): response to bacterium
Source: RefSeq, a predicted model, not a curated record
AUGCUUCGUACUGCAGAGGUUCCUCAUCUGAUCUCUUUGACUACACUUGAACUUGGAGCCAGUGCCACUUUUCACUGUCCGUUCUCUGAGGAGAAAGACAGAUUCUUCCACUGGUAUAAGCAGUCUCUUGGGAAAAUGGUCCAAACAGUAGGUAUAGGGGUUUAUGGCAAAAUAGAUCUAGUUAGGCCAUUUAGUAACGCACGUUUCCGAAUCCAUACAACAAAUGAUAGCUGCAGACUCACUAUCAAUCACAUAAACAAAGAGGAUGAAGCAACAUACUUCUGUCAAAGCGGUACCGAGUUUUUACAACAUUUUGUUAGAGGAUUCUUCUUGGCUGUAAACGAUUAUAAGCAGCAGACAUCUGUCUACGUGAAACAAACUCCAAAGAUAUCAUCGGUCCAAAUGAGAGACACGGUGACCCUCCAGUGUUCACUGCUCACCAAGAACAAAGAAAACAGCACCCAGUGUCCUGGUGACCACAGUGUGCACUGGUUCAAAGAUGGAUCAGGAGAACACCACCCAAGUAUCAUUUAUAGUAAUUUUAUUAAUAGAAACAGCACUGAUGAGGAAAAUACGAGGAAAGGUUGUGUGUACCAUCUCUCCAAAAUGAUACACAACUCCUCUGACGCUGGGACUUAUUACUGUGCUGUGGUCACAUGUGGACAGAUCCUGUUUGGUGAAGGAACUAAAGUGGAGACAAGUACUGGACACGAGUAUAUUUUUGUUUUCGUUCUCGGAGGGCUGCUGGUCUGCUGUGUGACUGCAAUCAUCAUCCUCAUUUCCUGCAUAACUCGAGGAAGAAGUUGUUAUCAUUUCAAAGGUUGA